GUACCGCUGACUUCGUCCAAAUUUUAUAGGUUAUGUCCCCUUAAACGGCCAAAAAGCGAUGUUAAACAUCCGAAAGGUGGUGGUUGGGGUAUCUGGGGGCGUCGAUAGCGCCGUCGCAGCCCUUUUACUCAAAAAGCGAGGUUAUGAUAUACAGGGUGUUUUCAUGCAAAACUGGGACAUUGCGGACGAAAAAGGCUACUGUUCCUCCGACGCCGACUACAAAGACGCCGCUCUUAUAUGCGCCAAACUGGACAUUAAAUUAACCCACGUUAAUUUUGUCAAACAUUACUGGAAUGAAGUGUUUUGCAACUUAAUCAAAGAGUACGAGUCUGGGUACACGCCGAACCCCGACAUUCUCUGCAACCGCAAUAUUAAAUUUAAUUAUUUUUACAAAUUUGCCGUGAACGAGUUGGGGGCGGAUGCCAUUGCGACGGGGCAUUACGCACGGACUAGUUUCGGGGCUUUCCUCGAACAUUACAACCUGGAGAAGGGGGUGAGACUCCUAAGCGCCGCUGAUUGGUUCAAAGACCAAACCUUCUUCCUGAGCCAAGUCAAUCAGGAGGCUCUGCAACGCACAAUGUUCCCCUUGGGCGACUUGAUGAAACCACAAGUCAAAAAAAUCGCAACUGAAAACGGACUUGAGAAAAUCGCAAGGAAGAAGGAAAGUAUGGGGAUCUGUUUUAUCGGCAAUCGGAAAUUUCAGGACUUUAUCAGAGAAUACAUUGAUGACAAACCAGGCGAUUUCGUUGAUGUUGACACCGUGAGAGUCAUGGGGGAGCACAAUGGAGUCCACCAGUGGACUUUGGGUCAAAGGGCGAGGCUCUCCAGCUACGAAAGUGCCUACUUCGUAGCACGAAAAGACGUAGAUAAGAAUAUUAUUUAUGUGGCCAAGGGUACAAAACAUCCCCUCCUCUACACGAACAUAAUUUUCACAAGUGAGCCCCACUGGAUCCACUCACAACCCCCCGACUUGCAAAAUGGGGGCGUUUUCGAGUGCGAUUUUAAGUUCCAACACACCAAGUAUUGGGUCAAAUGCCAAGUGUGUCAAACCAGCAAAGGCUUGAUUAUCAAAGUGAAUAAAUACAAAAGGGCUAUCACUCCUGGACAAUACGCUGUCUUAUCAAAAGACGGUGAGUGUCUCGGAGGGGCUAGAAUAAUCAAUACGGGAGUAUCACAUUUCUCACUAUAUUACUUAGAAAAUAAUAGUCUAGCGAAUGUUUCUCAUAUUUUAAAAAAAUACGUAAGUAAAGUCAGUGAUAGUGAAGAUGAUCUUACUGAUAAUGAAGACAUGAAGCACAGAGCUGUAAAUAGAUGUUAAUAAAUCA
Molecule: messenger RNA, 1325 nt
Organism: Tribolium madens (black flour beetle)
Lineage: Eukaryota; Metazoa; Arthropoda; Insecta; Coleoptera; Tenebrionidae
Product: mitochondrial tRNA-specific 2-thiouridylase 1
Exons: 5
Coding region: 59-1318 (419 amino acids)
Biological process (GO): tRNA wobble position uridine thiolation
Cellular component (GO): mitochondrion
Molecular function (GO): sulfurtransferase activity
Source: RefSeq, a predicted model, not a curated record